Molecule: messenger RNA, 1620 nt
Organism: Tilletiaria anomala UBC 951
Lineage: Eukaryota; Fungi; Basidiomycota; Exobasidiomycetes; Georgefischeriales; Tilletiariaceae
Product: Pkinase-domain-containing protein
Exons: 4
Coding region: 225-1568 (447 amino acids)
Biological process (GO): vacuolar protein processing; regulation of vacuole fusion, non-autophagic; protein phosphorylation
Cellular component (GO): cytoplasm; Golgi apparatus
Molecular function (GO): ATP binding; protein serine/threonine kinase activity
Source: RefSeq, a predicted model, not a curated record
GGGAAUCGACCCUCCUCACGUUGUCACGCUCGCUCACACACCUCUCUCAUCAGCCCCAUUGGGGUCCUGACACAGAUUCUUCACGGCAUACUGACAGCCGCUGACUGCUAGCAAUCUGUCUCCAGCGAACCCGCGGCCGGCAGAGCGGAGGAAACCCCGUUCAGUAGAACUUGUCGCGCAGCCCCGUACGGCAUCCCAAGCUCACGGCUUUUUCGAACCGCAUCAUGUCCGGCUACGGCAGCGUACCCGGUGGAGGUGACAGCUCACUGCUCCAUUCGAUCUUCGACCGAGCGCAAGAUGCCAUCUUUGCGCUCUCGUCCUGUCUGCCCUGCGGGCCUUCCUCGUCCUCGCUCAAGCUCAACGGCCGCAGCUUCGAGAUCGUCAAGCUGCUCGGCGAAGGAGGGUUCAGCUUCGUCUACCUCGCACGCGAUGCGCAGAGCGGUCGGGAAUUCGCGCUCAAAAAGAUCCGAUGUGCAUAUGGAUCAGACUCAUUCCGAGAAGCGUUGAAGGAGGUCGAUGCGACGAAACGCUUCCGAUCACCCAAUAUCAUCCGCAUUUUCGACUCGGCAGUCGUGCAGGAGGGUGACGGAAAGAUCAUCUACAUCUUUCUGCCGUACUAUUCGAAAGGUAACGUACAAGAUGCAAUCAACGCGCACGUCGUACGAGGCAGUCGAUUCGGCGAGAGGGAGAUGCUGCAGCUCUUCCUCGGAGCGUGCAAGGCCGUCAAGUGCUUGCAUCAGUACCGCUUGCCGAAUGUUUCGGCGCAAAGAUCAGCGCCUAGCAUGAGCAUGGACGGCCCACCUGGCGCUUCGAGCUCGACCGCGACGCUCAAAGCGACGUUGCGCAGCGGCAACAGCAGCAAUGACGCGUCCGACUCGGCAUCGCUCUCGCGCAAGGAGACAAGAGAGGACGGGGACAAUGUGCCACUCAUUGAUCGGGAAGGGGGAGAAGGUGAUGAGGCAGCUGCUUAUCCCCCACGGCCAUCUGCCGCCGAUUCGGAUAUAACGAGGGACUCAAAUGAGACCGUCAGAAGGGUAGCGCUAGGUGGAGAGGGAUCAGAAGAGGGUAAGGCAGGAGAGCUGAUGCCGUAUGCGCAUCGCGACAUCAAGCCCGGGAAUAUCAUGAUUGCCGACGACGGGCAGACACCUCUCCUUUACGAUUUUGGGAGUACCAUAAAAGCGCGGCGAAUGAUCAAGACUCGGCGAGAAGCAAUUGCUGAGCAGGACCUGGCCGCUGAGCAAUCCAGCAUGCCAUAUCGAGCGCCAGAGCUCUUUGAUGUCAAGACUGGUACCGAGAUCACCGAAGCAGUCGAUAUCUGGGCGCUCGGCUGCACUCUCUUCGCCAUGGCGUACCACCACUCACCCUUUGAGACGCCACAGACUCUCGAGCAAGGCGGCUCGCUCGCCCUCGCCGUCCUCAAUGGCAAGUACAAGUUCCCGGAUGGGGACCAGUACUCGGAGGCAACGCGCCAGAUCGUGAGGUCCUGCCUUGCCACAGACCCUAAAGCGAGACCGACUAUUGAUGGACUAAUAGACUUAACGGAGAAGGCGCUGCGGGGUGUAUCUUGAUUGGAGGUGAAGUGAUAUGUAUAUAAUACAGCUUAAGGUGUAUUUGACCCUG